Messenger RNA from Aspergillus nomiae NRRL 13137, 1957 nucleotides. RefSeq names its product S8 family peptidase. The transcript has 3 exons. Gene Ontology annotation, molecular function: serine-type endopeptidase activity. The annotation marks the transcript as partial. NCBI's taxonomy places the organism in Eukaryota, Fungi, Ascomycota, Eurotiomycetes, Eurotiales, Aspergillaceae. The record is from RefSeq and is a predicted model, not a curated record. Gene Ontology annotation, biological process: proteolysis.
CUCAUCCAUCCAUCCUUCCUCCUCCUUCUGCCUAUUAAACCCUCCCCAACUCAUCAUCGUUCCAUCCUCCCUUCUUUUCUUUCUUUUAUAUCCAUCUCCAUCUGUAUUUUUCCCUCUUAGAACCCCCCCUUCUCCCUUCUGUACGUUGUGUUAGACCUCGCUCCUGUUGACCAUCAUGAGAGGCAUCCUCAGCCUUUCCCUGCUGCCACUAUUGGCAGCGGCCUCCCCCGUUGCUGUUGACUCCAUUCACAAUGGAGCGGCUCCCAUUCUUUCGGCCUCAAAUGCCAAAGAGGUUCCAGACUCCUACAUCGUCGUCUUCAAGAAGCAUGUCUCCGCUGAAACGGCUGCUGCUCAUCACACCUGGGUGCAGGACAUCCACGACUCGAUGACUGGACGCAUCGACCUGAAGAAGCGCUCUCUCUUUGGUUUCAGUGAUGACCUUUAUCUCGGUCUCAAGAACACCUUCGAUAUCGCCGGGUCCCUGGUGGGCUAUUCUGGACAUUUCCAUGAGGAUGUGAUCGAGCAAGUCCGGAGACAUCCUGAUGUUGAAUACAUCGAGAAAGACAUCGAAGUUCACACCAUGGAGGAGACAACCGAGAAGAAUGCUCCCUGGGGCUUGGCUCGUAUCUCUCACCGUGACAGCCUCUCGUUUGGCACCUUCAACAAAUACCUGUAUGCGUCAGAAGGCGGUGAGGGUGUCGAUGCUUAUACUAUUGACACUGGUAUCAACAUUGAACAUGUCGAUUUCGAGGAUCGCGCACACUGGGGCAAGACCAUCCCUAGCAAUGAUGAGGAUGCGGAUGGCAAUGGACACGGAACCCACUGCUCCGGAACCAUCGCUGGUAAGAAGUACGGUGUCGCCAAGAAGGCCAACAUCUAUGCCGUCAAGGUCUUGAGGUCCAGCGGUUCUGGCACUAUGUCCGAUGUCGUUUUGGGUGUCGAGUGGGCCGUCCAAUCCCAUCUCAAGAAGGCUAAGGACGCCAAAGACGGCAAGGUGAAGGGCUUCAAGGGUAGCGUUGCCAACAUGAGUCUUGGUGGUGGCAAGUCUAAGACCCUUGAGGACGCUGUCAAUGCUGGUGUUGAGGCUGGUCUUCACUUCGCCGUUGCUGCCGGUAACGACAAUGCUGAUGCCUGCAACUACUCCCCUGCUGCCGCUGAGAAUGCCAUCACUGUCGGUGCCUCCACUCUUCAGGAUGAACGUGCUUACUUCUCCAACUACGGAAAGUGCACCGACAUCUUUGCUCCGGGUCUCAACAUUCUCUCCACCUGGACUGGCAGCAAGCACGCUGUCAACACCAUCUCCGGAACGUCGAUGGCCUCUCCUCACAUUGCUGGUCUGCUGGCCUACUUCGUUUCGCUGCAGCCUGCUCAGGACUCCGCAUUCGCUGUCGAUGAGCUUACUCCUGCCAAGCUGAAGAAGGAUAUCAUCUCCAUCGCCACCCAGGGCGCUCUUACUGAUAUCCCAUCUGACACUCCCAACCUCCUCGCCUGGAACGGUGGUGGUGCCGACAACUACACCGAGAUCGUCACCAAGGGUGGUUACAAGGCCGGCAGCAACAACCUUAAGGACCGCUUUGACGGACUGGUCAACAAGGCCGAGAAGUUGCUCGCUGAGGAGCUUGGCGCUAUCUACAGUGAGAUCCAGGAUGCUGUUGUUGCAUAGAUGCAAGGCAAGAUUCAUUUAGAGAGACGUAACUAGUUUCGUUUAUGGCAGAGUAUGGGAAUUGGCUAACCGGACACUGGCGCUGGUAUUGUUUGCUGCUGUUUUUUUUGGUAUUAACGGAGACGCCGAUGCAUUGAAUGCAUUGGGUACAUUAUCCUUUCACGGUUUACCUGGUCUUUCAUUAUUAUUAUAGUAUACAUGUCCACAACAAUGUUUGACAUCCUAUCUAGAGAUAUAUGUGCUCGCUUUUUAACAGACUAACAAAUUGAUUAUGCGGCUGUUCUCCACAGAUAA